This is a messenger RNA of Cynoglossus semilaevis (tongue sole), 836 nucleotides long. Its product is annotated as anterior gradient protein 2 homolog. The transcript has 7 exons. Gene Ontology annotation, cellular component: endoplasmic reticulum. NCBI's taxonomy places the organism in Eukaryota, Metazoa, Chordata, Actinopteri, Pleuronectiformes, Cynoglossidae. The record is from RefSeq and is a predicted model, not a curated record. The coding region runs from base 215 to 739 and encodes 174 amino acids.
AACAAUAAAUUGCACAGUUUCCCAGGUGCCCUUUGCUAAGCAAACGUAAUCAUUUGAGUGGGUUAAAAGAAUAAACAUUCCGGCACAGAAGGGGUGUGUGGGAUGCUGAUAAGGGGGGGGGAGGAUGUCCACCCAAGAGCAGGGACUUAAAUCCUGCUCAGGUGAGAGCACAGGUACACAUCCUGAUCUGAGGAGCCUGGACAGGCAUUGAAAAAUGAUGGCCAAAGUGCUCUUGCCACUCAUGUUGCUCCUUGCGGCCGUGUCCUCCACCUUCGGAAAGGCACCGGAUAAGAAAUACAUUCCAAAGACCGGCAAGCGAGUCCCUCAAAACGACGUCUAUCUUACAGGAUGGGGCGAUCAACUGAUCUGGGCUCAAACCUACGAGGAAGCACUGCACUGGUCCAGAUCAAAGAACAGGCCUCUGAUGGUCAUUCAUCACCUCGAUGAUUGUCCACACAGUCAGGCACUGAAGAAAGAAUUUGCUGAAAACUAUGAGAUCCAGAAAAUACUUGAUGAAGACUUUGUCGUCCUCAACCUGGUGCAUGAAACUACAGACAAACAUCUCUACCCUGAUAAACAGUAUGUCCCCAGAAUUCUCUUUGUCGACCCUUCAAUGACAGUGAGAGCUGAACUAGUCGGGCCCUACAGCAACCGCAUGUACACCUAUGAGCCCGGUGAUAUCAAAGUCUUGAUGAGCAACAUGCAGCUGGCCAAGAAGCUCCUCAAGUCUGAGCUCUGAAACCAAGGACGAGGCUCCACAUUAGGACACAAUCUGGUGUUUACCAUCAGAGCCGAUGCCAACACGAUGGUGUCCUGACAGUUUACAGAAAAGACGA